UCCAACCUGGGCGAUAGAGUGAGACUCUGUCUCACAACAACAACAACAACAAAAUUGAGAUGUGCCUCUGCUAAUUCGUAACAACUGCAUGAAUUGCUUUUACUUUCAAUUUCAGCUUUAUUGCACCAUCCCAUUCGUGGAAAUGACUAGCUUCCUCAGCUCUCUCUCUUUUUCUCCUUUAUAAAGGAGGGACACAAAAGAAAAGUGGAAAGAGGAACGAGAGCAAGGGGGUACUGAAAGGCAACUGAAGACUCAAAACUUGGACCUGUGGUGCUGAAGAGCAGGCUCAUCUAGGUGAUGCUCCUUGGACAAGGCCGUAUAAGUAGUGAAUGAUAGAGCUGGUAUUUUUGAUGGCAUUAGAAGCAUCUUGAAUAUUUCACAUAUAAAUACAAAAUUCAGGGAAGGGAAGUGAAAACUGGACUGCCACCUCCUCCAGACCACAACCAUGCCCUUGAGGUUGGCGGUUGCCAUGGAAUCUGGACCCAAAAUGUUGGCCCCCAUUUGCCUGGUGGAAAACAACAAUGACAAGCUGUUGGUGAACCAGCAAGCUAUACAGAUUCUUGACAAGAUUUCGCAGCCAGUGGUGGUGGUAGCCAUUGUUGGACUGUACCGUACAGGCAAAUCCUACUUGAUGAACCGUCUGGCAGGAGAGAAUCAUGGCUUCCCUCUGGGCUCCACGGUGCAGUCUGAAACCAAGGGCAUCUGGAUGUGGUGUGUGCCCCACCCCUCCAAGCCAAACCACACCCUGGUCCUUCUGGACACCGAGGGACUGGGCGAUGUGGAAAAGGGUGACCCUAAGAAUGACUUGAUCUUCGCAAUUCUGGCUGUGCUCCUGUGCAGCACCUUUGUCUACAACAGCAUGAGCACCAUCAACCACCAGGCCCUGAGCAGCUGCAGUAUCCUCCCUUAUGUGACAGAGCUCACAGAACUCAUUAAGGCAAAGUCUUACCCAAGGCCUGAUGGAGUAGAAGAUUCCACAGAGUUCGUGAGUUUCUUUCCAGACUUUAUUUGACUGCUGGAUCUACCUCUGAGUCAGUUGAAUGGUGACCCUAUCACAGAAGAUGAGUACCUGAAAAUGCCUCCCUAGAAGCUGAUUCAAGGUAUCAGCAGCAUCCAAUUUGCCCAGGAGUGCAUCAGGCAUUUCUUUCAAAACGGAAGUGCUGUCUUGACUGCCAACAUGACAAACCUUCUAGCCAAUAUCGAGAAGGUGUCAGAAAGCAACUGGAUCCCAAAUUCCAGGAACAACAACAUUUUCCGCUCUUACAUCUUCACGCGCAGAACCAAGACCCCUAGGGAGUGGGAAUCAGUCACUGGGAAUCGAGGUCUAGGAAUCCUGCAGUGACUCUACGAUGCCAUCAACAGUGGAGCGGUGCCUUGUCUGAGAAUGGUGAUAACUCUGGCCCAGCGUGAGAACUCAGCUGCCAUGCAGAGGGCAGCCGACUACUACAGCCAGCAGAUGGCCCAUGGAGCUCCCACAGACACGCUCCAGGACCCUGACGUGCAUGCCUGUGAGAGGGAAGCCAUUGGCCUCAUGGAGCACUCCUUCAAGGAUGGAAAAUCAGAAUUUGAAGAAGCUCUGUAAUUUGCCUUAGCCAAUAUCAUUGAAAUCACAAUGAAUAAGAAGGGGGAUUUCUUGUUGCAGAAUGAAGAGUCCUCUGUUCAAUACUGCCAGGCUAAACUCAAUGAGCUCUUAAAGGGCCUAAUGGAAAGUAUCUCAGCAGGAACUGUUCCUGGAGGCACAAGCCUACAUGAAACAAAGAAAAAGAUUGAACAGGACUAUUGGCAAGUUCCCAGGAAAGGAGGGCAAGAGGAAUAAGGGGAACAUGGGGAAGCAAAAGAGGUCUUCCAGAGGUUCCUGAGCUACAGGUGGUGGAGUAGAGAAUCCAUCUUGCAAUGGAUAAAAGCCCCACUGAUAGAGAAGGCAGCAGCAGUGGAUCGUCAAGUAUGAGCAGCUGAGAAGGAACAGGAGCUUUUAAAACAGAAAUUACGGGAGCAGCAGCAACAGAUGGAGGCUCAAGAGAAGAGUCUCAAGGAAAACAUAGCCCAGCUGAAGGAGAAGCUGCAGAUGGAGAGAGAACAGCUACUGAGAGAGCAGAAUAUGAUGCUGGAGCACAAGCUGGGGCUGUAA
This is a messenger RNA of Chlorocebus sabaeus (green monkey), 2128 nucleotides long. The record is from RefSeq and is a predicted model, not a curated record. NCBI's taxonomy places the organism in Eukaryota, Metazoa, Chordata, Mammalia, Primates, Cercopithecidae.